AUGAGUCUCCUAUCACCAUCACAGCGUCCUACCAUCACGUCACCGAAAUUCAUUCCUAACGAGCACAUCCCCGAUUUGCUCUCCUUACUUCCUGUCAAAUCUCUCCUUCGAUUUAGGUGUUUGAGUAAGUCACAUGACUCUCUCAUCUCUGAUCCCAACUUCAUCAAAUUGCACCUUACUCGAUCUGCACAAAAAGAGGACUUCACACUUGUAUCUACCUCUGAUCGCAAUGUUGUAUCCUUCACUGUUUUUCGUUUGCUCGAGAAUCCUCCAAUCAUUAUCGAUCUUCCAGAAGAUCCUUACCACAAACUUACAGAGGACAGCCUCUAUGUCGUUGGUUCCUACAAUGGAUUACUCUGCUUGUAUGGUCAGUUUUUCACCCCUAAUUAUAAUAGUGUGACAUGGCUUCGUUUUUGGAACCCUGCCACAAGGAAAAUAUCUGCAAAAUUAGGGUUCUCUAUUCACAACGGCCUAUAUUUCUAUCCUAAUUUAACGCUUGGCUAUGAUAAAUCAGCCAACACUUAUAAGGUGGUGUAUUUUGUUCCGAAUACAAUAAAUGUCAGUGUUUUCAAUUUGCAGCAUAAUAGUUGGAGAAAUAUUCAAAAUUCUCCUGUGACUCAUGAUUACUCCAUGAAUGCUGUGCAUCUGAGUGGCUGUAUUAGUUGGUUGGCAAUUCGCAAUUACUCUGCUCCUUAUAAUUGCGAGAAUAUUACUGUUCAGCAAUUUGUGAUUAUAUCUAUUGACUUGAGCACUGAGACACAUUCUCAGAUUCUGCCACCUCAAGGUUUCACUGAAGCGCCGAUUGUUGUACCAAAUUUAAGUGUGUUAAACGACUAUCUUUGUUUUUCCCAUGAUUACCAAAAAACUCAUUUUGUAAUAUGGAAAAUGAAGGAAUUAGGAGUUGAAGAUUCUUGGACUCAACUCUUUCAAAUCAGUUACAAUAAUCUUCAAAUAUAUGAUCACUUUAACGGUUUGGAGUUUCGGUUGUUGCCAUUGUGCCUUUCGGAGAAGAGUGAUACACUUUUAUUGACUAACAGUCCUGAAAGCCGAGCAAUUCUAUACAACUGGAGAUAUAAUAGAGCCGAAAGAAUCAACAAACCUUGGUUUAAUGGCAAAAAUUAUGUCGAAAGUUUGGUCUGGUUUCGUUGA
Molecule: messenger RNA, 1149 nt
Organism: Medicago truncatula (barrel medic)
Lineage: Eukaryota; Viridiplantae; Streptophyta; Magnoliopsida; Fabales; Fabaceae
Product: F-box protein CPR1
Exons: 1
Coding region: 1-1149 (382 amino acids)
Source: RefSeq, a predicted model, not a curated record